Penicillium psychrosexuale is the source of this 1635-nucleotide messenger RNA. RefSeq names its product putative amino acid permease family protein. The record is from RefSeq and is a predicted model, not a curated record. The transcript is spliced from 2 exons. Gene Ontology annotation, cellular component: membrane. Gene Ontology annotation, biological process: amino acid transport; transmembrane transport. The coding region runs from base 1 to 1635 and encodes 544 amino acids. Lineage: Eukaryota; Fungi; Ascomycota; Eurotiomycetes; Eurotiales; Aspergillaceae. Gene Ontology annotation, molecular function: transmembrane transporter activity.
AUGGAUUUGGAAUACAAUUCGCAACCCCUUAAGCCACCGCUGACGGAUCAGCAUGCGCAAGAUGCACAGGAUCUUGCUGAUCUGGGUCAUUCCCAGGCCCUGACGCGGAAGUUCGAUAUGUGGAGUAUGCUGGCGCUGGCCUUCUGUGUACUUGGAACCUAUUCGACCUUCGCCCAAGAUCUCAGCAGCGGUCUGACAAAUGGUGGUGCUAUUACUAUCCUCUGGGGUCUGCUGCUAGUCACAGCAUGCAACCUCUGUGUUGCGCUCUCACUGGGCGAGUUGACUAGCAGCAUGCCGACCGCCCUCGGUCAGGCCUACUGGGUAUAUCGACUGUGGGAUACACCAUUGGGUCGAUUCAAUUCAUACAUGUGUGCAUGGAUCAAUGUAUUUGGAUGGUGGACCUUGACUGCGUCGCAGGUUGCCUUCAUGACUGAGUUCCUGCUGGGCAUGAAAACUAUGUUUGACCCCGAGUGGGAUGGAGCCAACAAGGGCUGGCUCAAUUUUGUUGUGUAUAUCGCGGUGGUCUUUGUGCUGACCCUGAUCAACGUCGUCAGCUGCCGUAAGGAGAAGAUCCUACCCUGGCUUAACAACUUUGUUGGAGUCUGGUUCUUCGGCCUGUUCAUCGUUCUCUCUCUUGUGCUACUUAUCUCGGUCGGAACCAAGAGUAAUCUGUCGUUCCAGCCGGCUUCUUUCGUGUUCGGUGCUUGGAAGAAUGAGACUGGCUGGGGCGACGGUGUGGUUUGGUUCACCGGCUUGGUACAGGCAGCGUACGGGUUGACCGCGUUCGAUUCGGUUAUUCACAUGGUGGAGGAAAUCCCUGCGCCUCGGAAGAAUGCUCCUCGAGUCAUCUGGAUGGCCGUUUUGUUCGGUGCCGUGACUGGAUUCAUCUUCAUGGUGGUCUGUCUGUUCUGCAUCCAGAAUGUAGACAAUGUCAUUAACGCCGACCUCCCCUUCAUGGAGCUUAUUGUCGAGACUGUUGGACUGAAAGGAGCCGCUGUACUCCUUGCACUGUUCAUUUUCAAUGGUCUAGGCCAGGGCAUCAGUAUCCUGACCACUGCCUCCCGUUUGACCUGGGGCUUUUCCCGCGACGGUGGUGUGCCUUUCAGCAACUACUUCAGCCACGUCGACCCUGUAUGGCAAGUCCCUGCUCGCGCUCUCUGGGGUCAGAGCAUUGUCAUCGGUAUUGUCGGCAUCCUAUACCUAUUCGCCAACACUGUGCUCGAGGCGAUUCUCAGUGUCAGCACUAUUGCCCUGACUGUCUCCUACGCCAUGCCGAUUCUUGCCUUGCUCGUCGUCGGCCGUGAUAAAUUGCCCCCGGGUCCAUUCAAGCUCGGUCGCAUUGGGCCGUGGUUGAACUGGGUCAGCAUCUUCUACUGUAUCAUCACUACCAUUUUCUUCCUGUUCCCUGGCAGCCCCAACCCGGCGCCCAGUGAUAUGAACUUUGCCAUUGCCGUGUUUGGCGUUAUGCUGGUCAUCGCUGUUGCAUUCUGGUUCAUCCGAGGCAACCGAACAUAUCUUCAGACUGAAGAUGCCAUCGCCUCGAUGGUCUACGCCCACCAUCUGGAAUUGAAUGAGGUGGGUGUUGAUGGCUCUGUUCCUGUUGUUCAAGCUCCAGUCAUCGUCGAUUAUAAAUAA